AUGGACCCCCCUGGUACAACUCUAGUAGUUUUUGCUGGUGAUCAAUUGGCCAUUAAACUUAAAGUGUUUUUUCUAGCAUACGCUCGUGUUCCCGGCGACAUUUGGUUUCAACAAGACGGCACCACUUUCCACACAUCCCAUCAGCCAAUGCGUUUAUUGCGAGAAAAUUCGAAACUAAUCAUCCUCGCUUUCGCCAUAAUCGGUUGCGCCGCCGCCCAAUUCGACUCGGCCACACAAGGUCCCAACCCACAGGACAUCGCCACACCCGAACCCGAAUAUAUUGACAUCGACGAACCACUGCCCGCACCAGCCGCCGCGCCCAUCCCAGUACAAGCUCGUUCCAGCUUCAUUCCCGCACCACGUCCCGUUGCCCAACCCAUCCCCAUUGCGGCGCCAUCCUUUGUACGUGCACCCACCCAAGCCAUUCCCAUUGCGGCGCCAUCCUUCGUACGCGCACCCACCCAAGCGUAUCUGCCACCCGGCAGCAGCCACGCACAAGGCGGACACGUCUUCAGCCCACAAGGCGGCUACCAAUACAGACAAGUGCGCAGACGUUUCGUCUAUCGUCGCCGUUAUUAG
Messenger RNA from Bactrocera neohumeralis, 579 nucleotides. RefSeq lists its product as uncharacterized. Lineage: Eukaryota; Metazoa; Arthropoda; Insecta; Diptera; Tephritidae. Bases 1 to 579 code for a protein of 192 amino acids. The record is from RefSeq and is a predicted model, not a curated record. The transcript is spliced from 3 exons.